This is a messenger RNA of Arachis ipaensis, 1084 nucleotides long. The record is from RefSeq and is a predicted model, not a curated record. Lineage: Eukaryota; Viridiplantae; Streptophyta; Magnoliopsida; Fabales; Fabaceae.
GUAAUUCAAUUCAACUCGGUUUUGUGAAUACAGCGGUUUGUGAUUGUGGUUCUGCUUUAUUACAGAUGAAAGAAGCAUGGCUAUUCCUAUUCCUAUACCCGAGUUCUUGCAAGAAUAUACUGUCAACUUGGUUGCUGAGUAUGUAACAAAUCACCUAGACUAUGUGUGGAAUUAUGAGAAGAAAUUUGACGACCUAAGCAGAGUUGUUAAGGAACUCCAGGAAGAAAGAGACAGGGUGCAUGAUAAGGCUGAGGAGGAGGAAGAUCGAUAUGGGAGAGAAAUAUACAAUGAUGUUAAAGUGUGGUUAGAUCGGAUAGAUGAAGUGAUUUCUGAGUAUGAAAAGUUCAAAGAGGAGCACAGAAAAAAUGGGGAGUAUCCCCUUUCUUUGUCAAAUCUGGAGACAAGGCAUAGGCGCAGCAAAACAGCCCAAGAUAUUGAAGAGAAGAUUAGAGAACUACAACAGGAAAAGCAUGAUAGCAUAUCUCAUUGUCAGGGCGCAUCUUCCAUGGGGUUUGCAUUCGCUAAUGUUGACUAUGAGGCCUUUGAUUCAAGAAAAGAAAUCACGAGGAAUAUUACAAGAGCACUUGAAGACUCGCGCGCUAGAGCGAUCGGGAUUCACGGGCCAGCUGGUGUUGGGAAGACCACUUUGGUAAUAGAAGUUGCUAACAAAGCUUGGAAAGACAAGCUAUUCAAUGUGGUGAUCAUGGUGAAUGUGACAAAAAGUCCUGAUAUUCGAAAGAUUCAAGGGCAGAUUGCUGAAAUGCUGGGAAUGAAGUUGGAAGAGGAAAGUGAGCACGUGAGAGCACUUCGCAUACAGAAGAGAUUGAAGAAAGAGAAGGAGAAUGCGCUUAUAAUCCUUGAUGAUAUGAGUGUGAAAGUAGAUUUGGAUAUGUUGGGCUUGGGGAUUGCAUCAGAGACUUACAGUGAUGACAUUGACUGCCAGAAGAAUCUCAUUGUUCCGGAAGGAAGGAAAUCUUCUGCUGCUGACAAUUUUCCUCCCAGCAAGAAUAAGACCAAACAAAGUCCCAAAGAUGGUUCUGCAGAGGAAAUAGAGAAAACCUCUGUGGGUUUUGCUUAUUUCUGA